UGCAUAGAAUGCUGCACGCUGCACGCGGUCAUGAUCGUCUCGCAUUGAAGGAGCCGGCCAACAGGCAGCCCUGCUGAUUUUAAUUCGUCGUUCGGCCCGUUGUACUAUCCCCCAUCGCAAGCCACAGUAGAUAUCUCACCCAAGAGCUCGCUCUCUUACGAUUUCCACGCUUCGUCCUUCCUCGUUAUCCAAGGGGCACUGUUCCUCUUAUUCUUUUGAACUUUUGAACAUUGACGAUUGAUUCGGCCCCCGCCUCAUCAUGUCUGUACCUACGGAGGCAGAUAUCGCCUACAUGAUGGCGCACGCCAGUGAUGAUAGACGGCCGGACUAUAUCGCUGCAAAUACGAUAUGUCUUGGUGCGGCAGCGAUUGCUGUCGUUCUCCGUUUUCUCUCGCGCCGUAUGGCAAAGGCGAAGAUUGGACUCGAUGACUACACCAUCGUGGUCUCGCUAUUGUUCACCGCGAUAUAUGUUAUGGCGUUGAUGUUUACCGUCAAGUAUGGAAUGGGAAGACAUGUUAUCUUCCUCAAGGAUGUCAAGAGCUUCGCUAUAUGGGCAUUGGUUGCAGAAACCUUUUACAAUGUCUCCAUCAUGACCACCAAGCUUUCUAUCCUGUUCCUCUAUCAUCGCCUGUUCCCGCUCCAGUGGUUCAAGAGAACCGUUCUCGCCCUCGGCAUCUUUAUCGUCUGCUACUCCAUCCCGCAAAUCUUCGGCGAUAUCUUCCAGUGCGUCCCGAUUCGCUCGAAGUGGGACCCCACAGUCACGGCGACUUGCAUCGACUAUGUCAGACUUAUUAUCGCCUGUGGUGUCAUCAACAUCGUAACGGACUUCAUCAUGCUGGCGCUGCCUCUCCCGGUCCUCUGGUCAUUGCACGUCUCUGAGCAUCGCAAAUGGGUCUUGACCUUCAUGUUUGUGAUCGGAGGAUUUGUCUGCGUCAUCUCCAUCGUCCGCCUCUUCUAUGCCAAGCACGUAGCAACAGUGGAUCCCACCUGGGAUUUCGUCUGGCCCUCCACCAUCUCUGGACUGGAAUGUUGCAGCGCCAUCCUCGCUGCUUGCAUCCCGACCUACCGCCCGCUCGUUAACAAGAUCCGCCACGGCGAGGCUGCCGAAAACACGGUGCCUCGCCCCUCGAAGCCUUCUACCAACAACUCCCGCAGGUUCAAUAUCCCUCUUCUCAAUAUGUUGUCCAGCAAACGCAGCACGAAUGCCAGCCAGACUUCCAGCAGGGCUGAUGAGUACCCGCUGUACAACAAGCUGGGCAAGGGCAACGAUGUGGAAAUUAGGGUUGCGAGCGGGCACGGGCACGGGGACUUGGAGCAAGGCAGGACGGCGUCGAAGCAGGAGAUUAUGGUUACGCAGACAUUCUCUGCGGGCAGGGAGUAGAUGGUGGGAUUUAAUGAUUGAUGCGGGAGUGAACAGCUUUUGGGGAUUUUACUUCUUCAGA
Trematosphaeria pertusa is the source of this 1442-nucleotide messenger RNA. RefSeq lists its product as uncharacterized. The record is from RefSeq and is a predicted model, not a curated record. Lineage: Eukaryota; Fungi; Ascomycota; Dothideomycetes; Pleosporales; Trematosphaeriaceae. The transcript is spliced from 4 exons. The coding region runs from base 260 to 1381 and encodes 373 amino acids.